UGUUUCUGUUGUUACAGCGAAAAUGUUGUCCCUCAUUCUCUAUUUCAACUGCCGUGGGACGUAGUCAGUUAACUACUGGAUGUUAAGCAUCAGCUGCUGGAAGUUCUGUUUUAUGUGAUUCUGUCGGUGGUUGCAUGUCGUCUGUAGUCAUUUUCGCGACAGAAAUCGUUUAAUAGCUGCACAGUACAGAAACACAUCAGUCCGUGAUGGGAAAAGUGAAAGCCAUUUUACUGUGCGUUGCAUAAAGAUGCAUCAGUACGGAGCUUGCUGGAUAGUUCGCUUGCUAUUCUGUAACGUAUUUGACGAGAUAAGAACGUAAUUUUUAUUGAAAGCGGUGGCUGAAGUCGAUCUGUAGGUUCCUGUUGCAAAAGUAGUGCAUUUAACCAUACAGCGUGACAGGUGGAAGACUUCCCUGCUAAUAUUAGUGGGGUUAGUGGAACCCUGUAGCAAAUACAUGUCCAUUUUUCAUUCUCUCUGUGCUUUACUUGUAUAGCCUACUUUUGUUGCUUCUUUGUGGAAGAGUGUAGCUAUUCUUUGACGCUUGUCCAUUUUUCUUUAUGAAGAAUAUUUAAGCAUAGUAUCGAAUACUUAUUUAAUAGUGUGUCAUGUAACUGGCUAGCUACAACACUUUUUUCCCAUUAUUGUAUCUAGCUAUAUUAAUGACGUGCUCAUACCGUAUGCAAUGCAUAUUCUGUGACUAGCUGUCGGCCAAACCUGCAGACAAGCUGUAGAGUUAAUGUAAUCCAUUUAACAGCAGUGGUGAUUAACAUUAAUUUGGUGGAACUUUCGAAGACGACUAUUGAUUUAGUAACUCACCGUCAGUCUUUGAACUCAAAUUUUAUUUUCGUUGUUAUCUUGAAUUGCCAUUACUUUGGGCAGAAUCACCGGCGAGUAAUAACUUCUGGUCCCGAUAGCAUGCACGCUGCCCACAGCCCCGGCGCUGUACCCGUGGGUGUAGCUGGGGAUGGCCCGGAUCUCUGCCUCUCCGGCUCACAGCUGGCCGUAUCGCGCCGGCCCAGCAGCGCAUCGCCGGGGAAACACUUCUCCCGCUCGGUGUCGGUCUCUGUGGCGGGCGACGGCAGGGGAAAGCGGAACACGCUGGCUGAAGUUGGACUGGGAAGUUCCCGCUCUAUCAAGAACCUACGGCGCUCUAACAGUACCACACAGGUCAACCAGCGAGCUGACAACAGUGUGAGGGAGGAGUCGUCGGAGGACUUCCUGUCGUUUUUUGACCGCAGUCUGGAUGGCAGGAGGAAGCUAGCCAGCCUCAGCAAGACCUCUCCGGACCGCACCACCUGGAACAUUCUGGUACCUACCACCUUCCCACAAUCCCCUUACAUCGCACGCACACUCACACACCUGUUUGUCAUGUUCAUGGAUGUGGUCAUAUUCAUGGAUCUAGUCAUGUUCAUGGAUGUGGUCAUGGAUGUGGUCAUGCUCAUGGAUGUGGUCAUGGAUGUGGUCAUGCUCAUGGAUGUGGUUGUGGAUGUGGUCAUGCUCAUGGAUGUGAUUGUGGAUGUGGUCAUGCUCAUGGAUGUGGUUGUGGAUGUGGUCAUGCUCAUGGAUGUGGUUGUGGAUGUGGUCAUGCUCAUGGAUGUGGUUGUGGAUGUGGUCAUGCUCAUGGGUGUGCAAUUCAGAGUGUUUGGCUGUGGCCUGGUCGUCUCCCUGAUCUGUCACAAACCUUUCAGGAGCAACAAAGGAGCUGUGGGCAACGCCGUGACGACCAUCCUGCACAACAACCACUCAGACCAGCCCCUCACUCCCAAGAGCUCCAAUCAGAAGCCUUCCUUCAAUAAUAUUAUGAAAGCUACAGCCCGUGAGGAGAGUCCAGUGGAGGGUGGAUCUUUGACGAAAUCGCAGAAGAACUUCUCGUCCUCCUCCAAUAACAACAAUGCCUCCUGCAGCAGCCCCUCCCAGAUCGGCAGCCCCACCCUGUACAGGAGACGUGAGGUCACAGAGGAGGAGGCCGAAAGGUUUAUCCAGCAGGUGAACCAUGCUGUGGUCACUAUCCAGCGCUGGUACAGGCGCCAUGCUAAGAGGCAGCGCGCAGGCCGGGCUGCACUGGAGCGCCUGCUUAGCACCAGCAAGAAGGAGCAGGAGUCGAGUGGGAAGGAAAUGAUUCUGCAGAAGAAGAAACCAGAGGACAGGAAACGGGUUCGAGAAGAGAAGGCACGGCUCGCUCGUCUGGCAGCCAUCGAGGAGCUGCAGCAGAAGAGGGCCCAGCGGGCGAUAGAGGUGCAGCGGGUGGUGGGGGCGGAGCUUGCUGCGCUGAGACAGACAGGGAAGGUGGGCCGCAGGAAAGCUGCCAGGGCGUUGCAUAGCAACAAGAGCAGCGGCUCGACCAUGGACAUCAAGGCCAAGAACACAGAUUCCAGUGGCAGUGUGGCAGCUGAUCAUGAUGACCCCUCCAGUAUGAGGGCCAGUUCCCCCCCAUGCACAGGUUCCCAGGGGGCGACAGGGCCAGUGAGUGUGGAGGACCACCAGCAGGGGGAGCCAUGCAGCAGACCACAGUCUAAAACCACCUUGACUGAGCUGCUGGACACACUGAAGCUGCUUGAGGAGGAGCCAGAGCCCAAGAGCUUCAGGAAGGAGAAAUAUGCCUGGAUCGACGAGGAUGGGGACUCCAGCUCUCUGACAGCGGAUAACCUGCAGAGGCAUGGUCAGCUGAGUCAGAUUCCUGCUCUACCAGAAGGGGGUGCCCUGCUCUCUCAGGCCAAACUGCACUCCAUCAUGAGCUUCCUGGACGAGAUGGAGCAGUCUGAGCAGGAACCGCCCCGCUCCGUCGCCUCAGGCUCCCACAGAGAGGUGCUGCUGUCGGAGGAAGAGAUGGGUGGGGCUCAGGUGGGCAUCGAGCAGGCAGUCGCCACGGCCGCUGAGGUCACGACCUCCAUGAUGAGUCUGAAGCUGGAGCUGGAGGAGAAGAAGCGCACUGUCAACAUGCUGCAGACUGCCCUGGCUCAGCAGCGGGAGCUGACCAUGCGGCACGUGAGAGAGACGGAGAAGGAGCUGGGCAGGAACCUGCAGCUGCAGAAAGAGCAGUACGAGACCACCAUCCAGCGGCACCUGUCCUUCAUCGACCAGUUGAUAGAUGAUAAGAAGGCCCUGAGUGAGCGCUGUGAGACCAUGGUGACUGAACUCAAGCAGGUUGAUCAGAAAUACACCAAGAAGAUCACCCAGAUGCAGGAGCAACAUGACCUGGUUUGGCACAUUCUGGGUCCCUUGUGUGAGGAGAUUAAGAAGUUGAAGGAGCUGAUGACCGCCAGUGAGAAGAUUCGCCGGGAGAAGUGGAUCGAUGAGAAGACCAAGAAGAUCAAAGAGAUAACGGUGAAAGGCCUGGAGCCCGAGAUUCAGAAGCUGAUCUCCAAGCACAAGGCAGAGCUGAAGAAGCUGCGGGCGCUGCAUGAGGCGGACCUGCAGCAGGCCGACGAGCGCGCCGCCCAGCGCUACAUCCGCCAGACCGAGGAGCUCCGCCUACAACUGGAGAGAGAGAGAGACCAGCACUGCCAGAGGGAGAGAGAGCUGGCCCAGCAGAGGUAUGAACAGCAGCUGCAGGAGGAGGAGAAGGCCUUGCAGCAGCAGAGAAGGAGGUUGUACAAGGAAGUGGCCGAGGAGAAGGAGAGACUGAACCAGCUGGCCACCAGGCAGCGAGUGGAGCUGGAUGAGCUGAGGAGGCAGCUGGAGGAGAACAGCACUGUUGCCAGUCGUGCUCUGCGGGAGGAGCUGGAUAAAACCCGCGAGGAGCAGGAACGUCGGCAUCAGGUAGAGUUGAAGGCCCUAAGAGAACGCCUAGAGAUAGAGAAACAGACCUGGGAGGAGAACUACAUGAAGAAGGAGGAGGCGUGGCUGCUGAGUCGUGAGAGAGAGUUGAAGGAGGAAGUGCGACGGGGGCGGGACAAAGAGAUUGAGCUGGCCAUUCAGAGGCUAGAGGAGGAGACCAGCGGCGCUCGGGAGGAGUGUGAACGUGCCGCUGAGAACCGGGUGAAGCGCGUGCGGGAGCAGUACGAGGUGGAGCUCAGGGAGAUGGAGGUGACGGAGAGAGCUCUGCAGGACAGACACAAGGAGCUGAAACUGCGGCACAGCGAGACUGAGGCUCAGCUGCUCCACCUGCAGGCCGUCCUGCGUCACAAAGAGCAGGAGGUGCAGGACCUCACACAGAUCCGGGACAAGCUGUCGGAGGAGCGGCGCCGCCUGGCAGAGGUGAUCCGGCAGGAGUUCGCCGAGCGCCUGGUGGUGACCGAGGAGGAGAACCGGCGGCUGAAGGUGGAGGGGGCGGAGCUCCGAGCACGCCUCAGGCUCGAGGUGGAGAGGGUGACGCAUGAGAAGGAGGAGGAGCUUGCCGAGGUGCACCAGAGGGUGAAGUCUGCCAUCUUAAAGAAGGAGGAGACGGUCAGCACUCUACGUAAGCAGCACGAGGCAGCACUGAAGAGGGCGGAUCAUUUGGAGGCCCUGCUGGAGCAGCAGAGGAAGCAACUCCUGGGAAAAUGACUGACUUCGCCGCCUGAUUAUGCCCUUGACUCCACCCCCUCCCUUUUUGUCCAGUGGAGUUUUGCUUCAGGUUGAGGCAUGUGGAAGGACAGACACGCUCAGGAGUGUGGCCCGCCCGGGUGUGUGUACUGUACAGGGCAGGAAGUGGAAUGCCUGUGCAGGGAGACCACUAAUAUUGCCAUGGGAACACAGCAGAAGCCACACCUCCAGCCUGACUGUGCUACAGGAGGAACCAGAGACUGCUACUACUUGCAACACUUACAUUUACACACACUUACACAAACAUAUACUUAUUUAUGCACUCACUCUCACACACAUACACUUCCACACACUACACUUACAGAUACAUACACGCAUUCAUACACAAACAUGCAUGCAGACACACACGCAUACACGCACACACACACACACACACACAGGUUUGAGUUGUGCGGAUGCAGACACAGCUCGCAUGCAGGGCAGUUGUUGCUCUGUUCCUGGGGGGUCAGUCAACGGGGGGUAGGGAGUCUCAGUACAGCGGUAUGGCCGUGGCCACAGAGCUGGGGAGGGCAGGACAGGAAGAGGUUGAGAGGGGAGGGGCCAGGAGCAGGAUUUAUGAGCAGUUCUGGGAAUGAUUAUUAUGGGAGGGUCACAGUGUAGGAAAAGAGAGAAAGAGAGGAGGAUGGGGAGGGAGAGAGGAAUGAGAGAGAAAGAGAGGAGGAUGGGGAGGGAGAGAGGAAUGAGAGAGAAAGAGAAGGAUGGGGUAAGGGACUGAGGAAUGAGAGAAAGAGAGGAGUAUUGGGGAGGGAGAGGAAUGAGAGAAAGAGAGGAGGAUGGGGAGGGAUAGAGGAGUGAGAGAAAGAGAGGAGGAUGGGGAGAGAGAGGAAUGAGAGAAAGAGGAGGAUGGGGAGGGAUAGAUGGAUGAGAGAAAGAGAGGGGGAGGAAUAGAGGAAUGAGAGAGAAAGAGAGAAGGAUGGGGGAGGGAUAGAGGAAUGCAACGUGAAGUCAUUAAAGGAAAGUGGAGUUGGGGGAGGGGGGGUCAUGUGACCUCUGCUCAGGGCCUUACAGUCCCCCGCCCCACCAUACACUGUGUGUGUGUGUGGGUGUGUGUGUGUGUGCACACCUUAUUGUAAUGCUCUUACUUUUUUUAUAAUCAGGGAUAACACCUGAAAUCUGUUGUAAUUUUGUUUGGUGUUUGUCUCCAUUUUGUGUCAUUUGAGUGUGAAAAGAAGGGAAACUUUUCUUCUGACACACAGACACACUGACAGCGUUUGGGAACAGACUCUUACUGACAGCUUUUGGGUACAGACACACACUGACAGCGUUUGGGUACAGACACACACAGACAGCGUUAGGGUACAGACACAUACUUACAACAGGGCUUUAGGAGGCUGGCUGACAUUUCUUCUGCGUGCCAGUCCCACACAUGCUGAAGAACCCAGCCUUGCACGCACACACGCACACACGCACACACAAACACACGUUCACACACACAGGCAAACACACGCACGCACACACACACCGCACACGUGCACACACACAUGCCAACCACACACAGACGCGUGCACACUCGCACACACACCACAUGCACACACACAAACACACACAUUGCACACACACACACAUACACACCACACGCGCACACACACACCACACGCGCACAAACACACACACACACUUUAUGACGGCCGCUGUGUUGCUUGACUGGGUCCUCCGCAGAAUCAGUCCUCAGUGUUAGUCAUGCUAGUGAACUGUAUCUGUUUCUGUAGUAAAAAAAAUUUUCUACUUGAGAA
Messenger RNA from Anguilla rostrata (American eel), 6257 nucleotides. RefSeq names its product centrosomal protein 131 (gene cep131). NCBI's taxonomy places the organism in Eukaryota, Metazoa, Chordata, Actinopteri, Anguilliformes, Anguillidae. Gene Ontology annotation, cellular component: centriolar satellite. The record is from RefSeq and is a predicted model, not a curated record. Gene Ontology annotation, biological process: cilium assembly; intraciliary transport involved in cilium assembly; regulation of centrosome duplication. The coding region runs from base 916 to 4485 and encodes 1189 amino acids. The transcript has 27 exons.